AGCUUCCCUGUCAAUGUUGCUUGCCUUUGCACAUUAGGCAAUGACUAUAGCAGCAGUUGAUCCUGUUGCAGCCACUGGGAAAGAACCAGUCAUUGAAUUAUAUAUGCAUGACAUUCUUGGGGGCAGUAACCCAACAGCUCGACCCGUAACUGGCUUGCUAGGCAACAUAUACAGUGGUCAAGUGCCCUUUGCAACCCAAGUAGGAUUCAACACCCCACAAGGUGGGAUUCCCAUCCCCAAUGCCAAUGGUGCUGUUCCCACUGUCAAUGGAGUUUUUGGUACUCCACUAGGAACUGGCUUGGCUGGUACUUCUUUUGCAGGAAACUCAAACAACAACAACCAAAAUAAUGCACAGCUUCAGGUAGGACCUGAUGGACUGGGACUAGGCUUUGGAACAAUCACUGUAAUAGAUGAUAUCCUAACUUCUCAACCUGAGUUGGGGUCCCAAAUAAUUGGGAAAGCUCAAGGGGUGUAUGUGGCAAGUUCAGCAGAUGGGACUAGACAGAUGAUGGCAUUCACAGCCCUGUUUGAAGGAGGGGAAUAUGGAGAUAGCUGGAACUUUUAUGGCCUGUACAAGAUUGGAAGUAAUUUCUGGUAG
Molecule: messenger RNA, 598 nt
Organism: Gastrolobium bilobum
Lineage: Eukaryota; Viridiplantae; Streptophyta; Magnoliopsida; Fabales; Fabaceae
Product: dirigent protein 16-like
Exons: 1
Coding region: 41-598 (185 amino acids)
Source: RefSeq, a predicted model, not a curated record